AUGGCGCCCCAUAACAUGACAGAGGGCGGCAGCGCGCCCCCAAUGCGCAAGACCCCCCCUCAGGAACGAGCUGAGAUCAAUGCCACAAAGGGGGGUUUUCUUGUGGCUCAAGACAACCAAUCAUCAAGCCCCCCCCAGAACGAAGCAGAUCUCCUCAGCCGCCUCCAAGAGAUCGUUUGCAGCCACUGUAACAAAGACGAGGCCCCUCCCGACCAGCCUCUCAUGGCGAUGGGGAUUGACUCCCUGGGUAUGGCGUCACUUUCGGAGUGUCUGCAGAAGGAACUGGGGGUCAGGGUUCCGGUGACGACACUCUUUGAAGUGCCCACGCUUAGGCUUCUGGCUCGUCACAUUGGCCAGCAGCUUUUGGGGGGGUGCACAGUUGGACCCACAAUGAAGACUUUCAUGAAUGCAGAGACUGAGAAAGUGCAAAGCUCAGAAACUGUGGGGGUGCCAGAGCAGAGGGAAAGUGACUAUGGGAGUGGGGCGAUAGCAGUAGUGGGAAUGGCGUGCCGACUGCCGGGAGAAGCAAACACGCCAGAGAAGCUGUGGGAAAACCUCGUUGCUGGCCGCGAUUGCAUCACUCCUGUGCCGCUUGCCAGGUGGGACGUAGACGCAGUCGACCGCAGCGGCCUCAAGCCCCCACUGGAGCCUUGCCUCGACAAGGGCGGCUUUCUGACAGACGCUGAGCUUCUGGACGCGUCUUUUUACGGAAUCACUCCUUCCGAAGUGAUUCCACAUGGACCCGCAGCACCGGCGGGUUUUACCAAGGCAACCCUGGCUGGGAGCAAGACCGGCGUCUUUGUGGGCAUCUCUAAAAUGGAGUGGGGGGCGUUUCCCGUGCACGCCAAAGAGCCGUCCGCGUACUCCCUCCCGGGAACAGUGCUCUCUAUGGCGUCCGGCCGCGUCUCGCGCCUCUUUGACCUUCACGUUACUGGACACCUCGCCGAGCUCGUUGAGAGCCGAUUCUUCUGUUACAGCCUUCUCAUAUCACUGACCUCAAUCUCUUUCAACACAAGUGUGCUCGGAGAUAUCCACCGGUCGCUCUCCGAGCCGACCAAGGUUGUUUUUUUGUUCCCGGGGCAAGGCUCCCAGUACGUCAACAUGGGCCGCGAGCUGUAUGAGUCGGACCCAGUGUUCCGCUCCGCCAUCCAGCGGUGCGACGGUAUCCUCGCGCCGCUUCUGCCGGAACGUCUAUUACGAGUGCUGUACCCCACCGAGGUAAGUUUUCUGUAUCCCCUAGUUAGAGGACUUUGCCCCGACGGCAGAACGUUUGAUUCACCAGACCCAGCGCAACCCGCGAUCUUCGCCGUCGAAUACGCCCUCGCCCAACUGUGCCUUUCCAAGGGACUGCUUCCGUCAGCCGUUCUGGGCCACAGCGUCGGCGAGCACGCGGCCGCGUGCGUGGCUGACGUCAUGUCGCUCGAGGAUGGGCUGCGGAUCAUGGCGGCCCGGGGGGCGCUCCUGCAGGCGCUGCCGGCCGGAGGGUGCAUGGCGGCUGUGCGCGCGAGCAAGGAGGACGUGGCGCGCGCGCUGGAGGCGGUCGGCUGCGAGGACGUUUCCAUUGCUGCCGUGAAUGGUCCCCGCAGCGUCUUGGUUUCCGGUUCCGUUCCGGCCGUGGAGCGGGUCCUGCAGGCCCUGGACGGAUCUAGCAAGCGGCUGAACGUCUCCCACGCCUUCCACUCGCCUCUCGUGACGCCCAUGCUGGAGAAGUUUGCAGAAGUGCUCCGGACGGUGACCUUUCGACCGCCGUCCCUUCCGCUCGUUGGCCUCGUAACCGGGGACCUUGUCGGCCCGGAGAUCGCGUCCCCCGAUUACUGGUUGCGCCACACGCGCGCGCCCGUCCGCUUCCUCGCGGGCGCACGCGCGCUACGCGCCUCCGGCUGCCACGUGUUCCUCGAACUUGGGCCCCAAGCUGUGCUCUCGCGCCUUGCCCCGGGGUGCGAGCCACCGGAAUCCGCCCCUCCAGUCCCCACGUACGCCUGCAUGAUCGAGCGGAACGGGAGCGGCGCCGCGGCCGCGGCCGACGCGAUCGCUUUCAGUCGAAAUGCGGCGGAUCGCCUCCGGAGCAACGGGGCAGCGGAACAGCGGAGUGACAGCGGAGUGGGAAAGUCACGCGGGGCGAACGCACGCGCAUUUCCUUGGUGGACCGUUCCGCACAAGCUUUUGCAAAGCCGUACGAUGGAUUAUGAUGGAGCGACCGUAUUUCGGACCAUUCUUCGGGGGCGGCUCAGGGAAAUGUGCGCUGCAUCCAUGACUGUGCACGGGGCGUCUCUACUGGGCGCUUUUUCCUGCCUGGAGAUAGCUCUCGCAGCGACGGGGGACUCACAACCGGGCGGAACCGAGUCGCCUUUGCUGCUCAGCGGCGUAACUUUCCCCUCUCCGUUUCUUCUUCUCAAGAAAGACAGCCCAACGAUUUUCGCGGUCGUUUCGGAGGGCGGCCGCGGCGUGCAAGUGACGAGCGGCUCUGGACCGUCCAAGAGAGUCCACGUGGCAGCCUUAGUCAAACCGACCGGUAGGAAGCACCGGGGCUGGUGGAACGUCCCGGUUUGCUCCCCCGACCCAAUCGCUCUGGGCUACAAGAAAAUCGCCCCGGAACAGCUCGUCUCCGAUCUACAAACUCUGGGCGCAGUGUCUUUCCUCGAAAGCGCGCGCGCGGUUGUUGAGGUUUCCAUCGGUGACUCUGGGGCGUUGGCGAAGCUCGCUCUUCCUAGUUCCUCCGAAGGUUUUGGUAUCCACCCAACGCUCCUAGAGGCCUCGGUUGUUGUGGUCGGGGGACUUCUCGCCCGGUCGGGGGAACUUGCUCCGGGGCCCGCUCUCCUGAUGACCGGAAUCGCCGAAGUGGCGUCGCUCGGGGCGCACGCGCUUGGCGCGCGCGCGCGCGCCCGCCGAGCCUCGUUGCUGAUGCACGCGAGCGGCUUGGAGACAAUGGGACCGGGGAGCUUCUCCGCGAACAUCGACUUUUUCGACGCGGAAGGGAAGUGGGUGCUCGGUGCACGGCGGCGCGCGCCUUCCGCUCCGCUCGCCGCUCCGCUCGCCGCUCCGCUCGCCGCUCCGCUCGCCGGACCGGACGCACCGGAAGAAGAGCCGGAGGGUGAGAGCGCUCCCGAAGACGACCUCCGGGCGUUGCCAGUCAGCGAACAAAAGCCACGCGCCGAGGCGGUGAUUCUUUCCGCGGCGCGAGAAGUUUUGGGCCACCCGGGGCUGGGGCUCUCCGACAGCCUCAAGGACUGGGGGAUGGACUCGCUGGUCGCCAGUGAGCUGUGCAACCGCCUGCCACGUGGCGCCACGUGGACGCCCGCGGUCGUCCUGCGGGAGAACUCCGCGCGAGCGCUCGCGGCGGUCUGGCUCGGCGCUCGUGCAGGCACUGACGUCAGCGACGACGGAGACGACGCCAGCCGCGGGGGGAGCGCCUGCACCGAUGACGUUAGCGCGGGCGUCAGCCCGGGGCCCGCUGACGUCAGCGGAGCGGCUCGCGGCCCCGUGGCGUUCUUGUUUGCGGGCCAAGGGUCGCAGGCCCCGGGCAUGGCCCGGGGAUUGCUGGCGACCGAUCCGGUGUUCCGGGCUGCAGUGGAGGAGUGCGACCGGAUUCUGAGGCCGCACUUGGGGCAGUCUAUUAUAGACAUCAUGGCGGUCGAAGACUCUCCAACUACCCCCAGCCCCGUCCACGAAAAUCGCUACGCGCAACCCUGCCUCUUCGCCGUGCAAUGGGGCCUCGCGCGCGUGCUCGGCGCCCGGGGCGUCCAACCGGGCGCCGUGAUAGGUCACGGCUGCGGGGAAUACUUCGCCGCGUGCCUGGCUGGGGUGUUCUCACUGGAAGACGCUCUCUUUCUCAUCGCAACCCGAUCGCGUUUGCUGAACGAGUUACCGUUAACCGGGGGCAUGGCGGCCGUGAAAGCGAGCCAGGAUCAAGUGGAGGCGGCGCUUAGAAAAACGGAGGGAGAGAAGGUCUACAUCGCCGCCGUCAACGGGCCGUCAAACGUGGUCCUGGCCGGAGAGGCAACGGACUUGGACCGGGUGCUCGCCCGGAUGAAAGCACCGGCCAGUCGCCUGAAUGUCCGCCAGGCCUUCCACUGCCCUCUCGUGGCGCCCGCCGUGCCAGAGUUUGCUGCAGCGCUUCAAAAGGUCACUUUCCACCCGCCCACCCUUCCCCUCGCCGACAACGUCUCGGGGGGGGUGGAUUCGGCGGCCCUGGCGACCCCCGACUACUGGGUCCGGCAGAUGGAGGGCGCCGUUCGCUUUGAGCGCGGGGUGCGCGCGCUCGCGGGCGCGGGCGCGUGUCGCACGUUCCUCGAAGUGGGCCCGCAGGCGAAGCUCAUCGGGAUGGCCAACCAGUGCCUCCGGGCGGAACGGCUCGAGACCGGAAAUGGAAACGAGUUUGCAUUCCUGACGACGUGCGAUCGGACCGGGGAGGCGACCGCGGGCGCCCUAGACGCAGCCGCGGCCGCGUUCGCGCAUUCAUAA
Molecule: messenger RNA, 4461 nt
Organism: Klebsormidium nitens
Lineage: Eukaryota; Viridiplantae; Streptophyta; Klebsormidiophyceae; Klebsormidiales; Klebsormidiaceae
Source: the annotation of a GenBank genome assembly